UGGAGGCCGAAUAUGCUUUUCACCGUCCGGAUAGAUGAUUGAUUUAACUAUCCAUUCAAAGACAUGCCUUACUUGCCGCCUGCCUGGGCAAUUUCCCGCCUUUGCUUGUCCUAAACCCAUCCAGCUCUUGUUUUUGUACAUAGCUCGGGGUCGUGGCCCACUUGUGCGAUGCCGCUACCUUCCGAGGACGUACUUUGCCUCAAGCCGCGUCAGCUCGUACCAGUUGUGCCUGCACCAAUUACGUCUCCGAAACCGGUCGACUGCACCUUGUCGUGUUUGCAGACGGCAAUUAGCGAUGUGCGAGAUCAAAGCAGUAGACGACGAGAACAAGGGCGAGAAGUGGAUGAAAGCAAUGCCGCAGUGUGCGGAGAUGCAAUGGGGCAAGUAUUCUUUGAGAGGUGCUUGAUUUGGAGUGGUGCUAGAUGCCUGAACGUCUUGGCCGGCGUCAGUGGGAGUUCGAGGGUGAGUAACCAGUUUGCUGUCCAGUGCGCUGGUGUCAUAUCAAGCGUUCCAGUAGUAUCAAGUCUUCCGCAAGCUCCCAGCAAUAGUGCACCCUCUCCUCCAGUGCUGUCAACACCGUCAAACCCCGUCCGUGACCCAACCAUGACGCCCACAGUUUUGCCGUCUCCUUCGACCACACCAUCAUCCCUUUCAAUCAGUCCUAUCCUUCCGUCAUUGAGUACUCUACCCUCUCUGACAGUCAUUUCCAGUGCCACUAGCGCAUCCGUCUCGACAACCGCUGUAAUUGCCACAUCCACGGCAACACCUGCAAGUACCGUCGUAGCCGGAGACUCUAGUCAAUCAUCCGGGCCAAACGUAAUUGCCGUAACAAUUGCGGGAGUAACAACAGGUCUUCUCCUGGUUGGUCUGGUAAUACUUGGUGUAUUCAUGCAUCGACGAAGUCACCGUCGUCGUAUUCUACUCCUGGGUGAAGGUGCUCACAGCCUUAUCGCCAAACAUCCUCCAGUCCCCGAAAAAGAUCAUCACAUCCCUAUGGAGGAGCGCAAUCUAGAGCUGGCCGUUAUAAGUAACUAUAACCCAGAGGGACCGCGUAACUCAGCCCAAGACAUCAAAACACCUAGGCCUGAAAAAGCACUUUCGGCAUCGAGUUCACGGUUUUCAUGGUGGAAUGGACGCUUCUCUGACACCAACUCAUGGCGGAAAAGCAAUUUCAUUGCUUCGUACGCUCGCUCAAAUUCCUCAAAUGGACAAGAUGAACAAACUAAAACGGAGGAACAACGUCGACGAAAAGUUAGUACCUCAGAGGAAUCUGGAACUCCUAUAACAAAGACUUGGGAAUCUCGCCAUUGGGCGGAGAUAUCGGUGGAUAUUAGUGAUACAGUUGCAGUGUGGGGCAUUUUGCAAGAUGACUGGGCGUUUGGAAUGAUUGGUUCUCCUAGCGAUACUGCAGCACCUUUAGCUUGCGGAUUCCUCCCUCUCACCUCACUGGGAUCAACUCCCGCCAACGCCCCCGUUUUAGGAUUUACCCGUCAAGCAGCUCUGAGCGCCCCUACGAGACUUACAUCUCUUGGCGGCGGCCCGGACACAUAUCUGAUACCAAAAAGAGACUUUUGCCUCCGCGCCCUCGCAUCAGGCUUACUGACUGGCGCAGAACGCCAAAUCUGGGCGACCGAAUUAGAUGCCAUUGUCAUAAAGAUUGAUGGUCUGGUUGGGGCAGGUGCGGGUCCGUUCAGGGGAAAACAUGUAGAAGGAAAAGGAAAGCAAGAAGGGAAAUUACGUCGGCUUGUGAAAGGGAUACGGUCCAGUGGUGACAGCUCCGACUCUACCGUUAGCAUUCCAAAGGAUCAGUGGUAG
Spizellomyces punctatus DAOM BR117 is the source of this 1815-nucleotide messenger RNA. RefSeq lists its product as uncharacterized. The record is from RefSeq and is a predicted model, not a curated record. NCBI's taxonomy places the organism in Eukaryota, Fungi, Chytridiomycota, Chytridiomycetes, Spizellomycetales, Spizellomycetaceae. The transcript is spliced from 3 exons. Bases 169 to 1815 code for a protein of 548 amino acids.